CUUGGAGAGCAGGCUGCAAGAGCGCUGCAGCCAGAGUUAAGAGGCAACCGCGGCUGCAAGCCCCAGAGCCAUGGGGCGGGCGCGGGAUGCCAUCCUGGACGCUCUUGAAAACUUGACAGCGGACGAGCUCAAAAAGUUCAAGAUGAAGUUGCUGUCAGUACCACUGCGCGAGGGCUACGGCAGAAUCCCACGGGGGGCCCUGCUGCCAAUGGACGCCAUAGACCUCACAGACAAGCUCGUCAGCUUCUAUGUGGAGGCUUAUGCCACAGAGCUCACAGUGACCUUGCUUACAGACAUGGGCAUGCAGGAGCUGGCCAAGGAGCUGCAAAAGGUCGCUAUAGAAGAGUCUGGUGCUGUGGCAGCUGCAACCAGGGCCCCUGCUCAGAGGGCUGACAGGACAGCACAUUUUGUGGACCAACACAGGCAAGCACUCAUUGCCAGGGUCACAUGUGUUGAUGGGGUGUUGGAUGCUCUGUAUGGCAGAGUGCUGACUGAAGGUCAGUACCAGGCUGUUCGCGCAGAGGCCACCAAUCAAAACAAGAUGAGGAAGCUCUUCAGCUUUGCUCCAGCCUGGGACCUGACGUGCAAGAACUUGCUCCUCAGUGCCCUGAAGGAAACACAGCCCUACUUGGUGGCCGACCUGGAGAGAAGCUGAGUUAUCUUCUCCAGCUACAGCCCCUACACAUCUAGCUCCUGACAUUGUAUGCUCAGUUCAAAAAAAAAAA
Molecule: messenger RNA, 725 nt
Organism: Psammomys obesus (fat sand rat)
Lineage: Eukaryota; Metazoa; Chordata; Mammalia; Rodentia; Muridae
Product: apoptosis-associated speck-like protein containing a CARD
Exons: 3
Coding region: 71-655 (194 amino acids)
Biological process (GO): regulation of apoptotic process; inflammatory response; innate immune response
Source: RefSeq, a predicted model, not a curated record